Molecule: messenger RNA, 7411 nt
Organism: Micropterus dolomieu (smallmouth bass)
Lineage: Eukaryota; Metazoa; Chordata; Actinopteri; Centrarchiformes; Centrarchidae
Product: butyrophilin-like protein 2
Exons: 7
Coding region: 2703-4121 (472 amino acids)
Biological process (GO): positive regulation of T cell proliferation; cell surface receptor signaling pathway; cellular response to lipopolysaccharide
Cellular component (GO): external side of plasma membrane
Source: RefSeq, a predicted model, not a curated record
ACAUGUAUUUGAUAAUUUAUUCUAUUUGAAAUAAAUAAACUGUUUCAUGGUAGUUUCAGAAUUAUAGGCCUGUCCCAAAUAUAGGCAGGGUCAAUAAAAGCCCAGAUAUAUAUCUAUAUAUAUCAGAAAUGUAUCAAAAAUAAAAACAAAUUUGGCUCAAUGUACAUAGGCUACUGUACACAUACAGUGGGAUUGCACAAUUUCACUUACACUUAAUUUUUUUCUUCAAAAAUUUCCAAUGUUUUCUAAUAGUUAUUUCUAUUUGUGCUGGUCAAUGAUGACGGAUAGGUAAAAAUGUACUUCUAAAAAUUUAAUAGAACUGGGGUCGAGGGGCCACUAAGUGCUCAAACAGAAACUAAUAUUCACACACAUUCAGCCACCGGUGGAAUAGCCACCAGGGGCAAUUCAGUGUUCAGUAUCUUGACUAAGGACACUUCGACAUGCAGCCUGGAGGAGCCAGGGAUUGAACUGCUGAUUUUCCAAUUAACGAGCAACCUGCUCUACAGCUGCCCCUAGAUCAAGCUUUCUGAUGUGCUAAUGUGGUACGGUGGACCAGGAAGGGGGCAAAUGAAUGAAAGCCAAACUACGCCACCUAGGGAAUUACACCCCAGGAACUAUUAUUUAAACCUUGAUUAAUUGAAGGAGAAUGAAGAGAAAAAGGCACACAGGAACGUUACUGAUGAGGCAGAGACCUGAUUCAAAAUGUACGAAAAUCUAUUUAUUUUUAAUCAGCAAAAACAAGCAAUCUGGGACUGGAACUGCCAAAAGGAAAGGAAAUGUGAACAAACAAUAAAAGUAUGAUAAAAUGGUUAAUAAGACAACUUUCUUACAAUAAUUAGUUAAACUGUCUUCAAUAUAAAUUCAAAUAAAGAACCCAAAAUAACUUUAACCAAAACUAAGCAGAGGUCACUUGUGGAGAGGCAGGCUAUGCUGAGGAGUGAUACCAAUACCUACCUUAAGUGCAGCACUACAAACCUCACAGCCUUAUUCACAGCAAAAAUGGUGCAGUCUAUGUAGUGCCCCCGUGAAAUUACUCACAUGCAGAAAAGUGAAGGGGCCUUGCCACGGGUGCCUAGCCUCCCAACAAGAUGGCACCCUAAACAAAAUGUAAGUUUAAUACAAAAGAAUAAUAAACAAAUUCAUAUAAAAUAACAAAGUGACCUAAAGUUACCCAGUUGGCUGAAAAAGGGCAAACUAUAUCGCCAAAAACCCACAAGAACAUACACCUACAAUAAAUUAGAUCUAAAUUAAAGUAAUACAAAUUACAAACUACAACUUACAAAACUAAAGGGGCAUAAAACAGGAAACUAAGUCGGCAAAACAGCAGUGUUCUAAACCAAGGAGGAACCUGGAAAAGUGAGGGAAACAAUUAGCCAGGCUCAACCUUACUGCUUUAAAAUACAUUUAAAACCAUGUAUCUACUCACCACCUCUGAGAUGGGUCAUGAAGAUACAAAAAACAAUGGUCACAGGGCAGGAGAAAAGAGGCUCCUAACAGAGUCAAAGAGCAGGAAAGCAACAUAAUCAACUGUUAAGGGGAAAUAGAUGUGCAUGAAACUAUUCCCUUCACAUACCUGGGCUAUAAACACCAACCACAGCCACAGCAGGGACAGAUCAGGAAGCAGAGAGUAAGCAAGGGAACACAGGUGUCUUAUUUAGCCUAAGCCUAAUAAAGAGGGUGGCCAGGGGAGGAGUUAAGUCAAGGCUGGAUUCACCAUCACUACACAUUAACCUGUACUUGGGUAAUCUUUCCCCACCACACUAAGAUGCCAAGUGGCUCAUGGCAGCCAGAAAGCUAAUGCUCCCAGCCAUGACAUGGUCACUUGCCUUAGUUGCAAAUUUACGCCUAAACGAGUUAAGUUAUGCCCCAAGUAAUUGUGGUGAAACCAAAUUUAAGUAACUGAUUUAGGUGGCUUUCGCACCUGAAAGUCCGCACCUAGGUCCUAACCAUAGUUCACGUUUUUAUUAGUACUAUUUGUAGUGGCUAUUUGUCCAUAAACUUAAACAAAAACAAAUAAUAACAAACUUCUCAAAUGGCCACUUGAGGCUACGUCAUGGUUGGGCUUUACGCAGGUUCAGAGGUACCAAAUCAAAGUAAUGUCCAUAACAAGAUUGAGUUUGAGGAGGUUUAUUCACACACAUAAGCAAGCUUACAGACAUUUCUGCUGCCUCUCUCACGCUGGUAAAAAACCAUAUGCCCUCGUGCCUGAAGUACCUCCCACCUUGACCUAUUUAUGCAAAUGAUCAUAACACCAUGUGACCAACAAACCACAAUGCAAGUAAAGCAUAAAUACAAAAUAAACCAAAUUAACUUUAACAAGAAAAUAAAUAAAUUAGGCUAUAAAUUAACUUAAGCCCAAAAUAAACAAAAAUAAGAAUAUAGCUCCAACACUAUUAGUUAGUUAUGGUUUGGAUUCAUAUUUCAAUUCUGCAAGCGCACUAAAGAACUUUACAUGAUGGUCUUGCAUCCUGUCACCAUCAUGUCUGUGGGCUGCAUCUCCCUAUACUUGAAAGAAAGUGACUGGUUAGGGAGAGCAGCAGUAUCUCGGUUGUGACUUGUCUUUACAAAUUGUAAUAUAUAUGUGUGACUAAGAGUAUGUGCAUUUACAACGAUACUGACAAUGAUUUAACUCCAUAGAAUAAGACAUGAAAUAAGGCUGCUGUGAUUGAACCUCUGUCUGUGUGACCGCACAGUUUCCCAGCAUGCCUCAGCUGUGGAGCUGUAUGAGGGGGAGGAGUUUGUCCUGCUGCCCUCGUCAGCAGGAAGGUGACGAACUUAGAGACCAAAACCAGCUUUACAGCGGCCGAACAUCCAUGAUGACUGACGCUCUGGAAACUGGAGACCUCAGCCUCAACCUGACAAAACUCCAGCUCUCUGACAGCGGCACCUACACCUGCACCGUCAGUGCAUUGGGAGGACAAUGGAGAUUGUCAGACAUACGGCUGCUGGUGAAAGUUUCCCAGCAUGCCUCAGCUGUGGAGCUGUAUGAGGGCGAGCAGUUUGUCCUGCUGCCCUGUCAUUUUCCCCCAUUGGACCUGGACGAACCCACAGUGGUGUGGAGCCGCUACGAUCUUGAUCCUCCAACCGUCCACCAGCGUCAGCAGGAAGGUGAUGAGCUUAAAGACCAAAACCAGAUUUACAGCAGCCGAACAUCCAUGAUGACUGACGCUCUGGAAACCGGAGACCUCAGCCUCAAGCUGACAAAACUCCAGCUCUCUGACAGCGGCAGCUACACCUGCACCGUCAGAGCGUUAGGAGGAAACCGGAAAGUGACAGAGAUCCAGCUGCAGGUCAAAGAACGAUUUCCACCCUGGGUCAAAGUUCUCCUGGUUCUCCUGGUUCUCCUGGUUGCUGGUCUUGUUGCUGUGGGUCUUUUGGUACAUUUCCGGCAGUAUUUCAUGUCAGUCUACCAGGUGGAGGUGGAUUCAGAGGUGGAGUCUGUCCUGCUGCCCUGCAAAACCACAGUUCACCUGCCUGAAGACGUCACAGUGGAGUGGAGGAACAGAUACAACUGGAAGGUCCACGUAUAUAAGAACGGCUCUGACCAGCCUGAAGAACAGGACAGUUUUUACAGAGACCGAACAGAGAUGAAGAGAAAUGCGCUGAGACCUGGAGACCUCAGUCUGACCCUGAAAUACCCCACAGACAGAGACAGUAACACCUACACCUGCACCGUCUACAGCAGGGAGGGAGACAUCCUGAUGAAGAAACAAGUCCUGCUGCAGGUCAAAGACUGUCAGGUGGAGGUGGAGGAGGGGGCGGAGUCUGUCCUGCUGCCCUGCAAGACCACAGAGAACCUGCCUCAGGACGCUGAGGUGAAGUGGAUCCGCUUUGAACCUGAUAAGACAGUUCACAUGUAUCAGAACGGCUCUGACCAGCCUGACCAACAGGACCAGGAUUACAGAGACCGAACAGAGAUGAAGGAAGACCUGCUGAGAACUGGAGACCUCAGUCUGACCCUGAAAUCCCCCACAGACAGAGACGGAGGACGAUACAGGUGCAUCGUCACCAGCAGAAACAUCUGGAGAGUGAAAACAGUUGAUCUCAGGGUCAAAGAGAGAAGCAGGAACAGAAGCAGCUCCACUGAUCCAACUCCUCUGAUGGCCGAUCAAUCUGUUUGAUCUUUGAUCAUUGAUCCGAUCUGACUCUGGAUCAGAGAGAAAAUGGAGGUGAAGCAGCUGAUGGAGGACGGAUGAAGACAGGAGGACGCUUUGUCAGCUUCUUCUUCACUCUGACUCCUACACCUAGGCAGUUUCUCAAUCUCCGUUCUUGUGGACUUUUGAAUCGUCAUAAGUCGCAACCAAAGUACUGUUCCAAAGCCCCUGAAGCUCCUUUAGCUCCAGAUGACACCACGGCUGGAGCAGAUGACAUGAAUGUUAGAGUGACAGAAACUAGGCUGUGAAGAAAACGAGAAACAUGCUGUCGCAACAGUACCUGGUGAGUGACAGUAGCAUGUGUUAUCAUUAAUGUAACCAGAACAGCAGGGGAUUUUUGGUGUACUGAAAUGCAUUGUGGACCUGUGAACUUAAUGUGCGUGUGUGUGUGUGUGUGCGCGCUACACACUUAGCAUCUAAAGUUUAGGUAUUCUGUAGUGAAUAGUUUGGAUUCUAAACUAUUCACUACAAAAGCUGCAGUGUUGAAGUAGAGUAUAAACACCACUACAGAAUGUCAGCCAGUGCAGUCUCACCACAGAAAGGGAGGCAGUGUGUCGACAUGGACCCAGCUUUGAGUCCAGCUGUGGAUCUACAGAGAGAGGAGAACAACCUGUAUUUAAACCACCAUCCAGAAUAUGACACCCAGCAGAUGCUGAGUGUGAAACAUCAAUUUUAAUCACAGUGGGGCACAAGACCCAGCAACAGACAUCUUAAAGGGACUAGAAAACAAAUUAACAAAAGGAACAAAAAGAUAACAAUAGAAAACAGUGGCUGGCCACAGACAUUAGUUGCGAGUUUCAAAAGUACAUUGUCUUGCACAUAAUUAAAACAGAAGAAUUAAAUAUAUAUUUACUUUGCAAGAUUACACAAAAUCCUGCAGCACAGUGAUGCAGGAGGAGAGAUAACUACUAUAAAGAUCACAGGGCUAAAAGUCAUUAAGACACACAGAUAGUCACGUGUAUAUAUUUUACCACUAUCUCCAGAUCCCUACACAGCAGCUGAUUGGUGGCCAAGUCAGGUGGAGACUGAAACAUACACAAAGUCUUUACUAAAAGACAAAAGACAAACUACAGGCGCUCUUCAGUACAGUUUAAAGAAAUGUUGUUAGCAUAACAAGCAUCAGUAACACACAGACAAGUGGUCACGAGUGAAGCAAACAAAAGAACAGCAUUAGCUAAAGCCAUUCACUGCCACACCAUACAGCUCAUAAUGCUGACAGGCAUUACCAGGGGUUCAAAGCCCCAAAUAUCUAAAUAACAGUUGCCAUAGGUUCUUCUUUUGGGCAAUUUUAUUCAUUACACAAGCUCAAUACAACAAGCAAGAUGUAGAUGCCAAUGCCAGAAAUGCUAAAGGGAUAAAAGCCACUCGUUAAAAACACCUCCAUUCAGGGGGUUACCUGUGGGCCACCUGAGUGCCUUGACACCAUUAUACUCUCACUGGUGCACAGCCACCUAAACACAGCAAGUCAAACACACAUAAAACACACAAUAAAGCGAAGUUAAACAUGCGCACACAGUUAUCAUACACAGGAGACUUUCAGAAUGCUAAUGGGACCUCUGUGAUAUGUCUUCUAUCUGAUAAAAUCUCUCAGAGCCCGUCAGGUUUGCGGUAACAACAGGUUUAUCCCACAUCUUCAUUCAUGACAAAGGACAGUAGUGUUGAAUAGUCGUCUCGUGGACAAACAGCGCAUGCUUUGUCUGAGGGGAAACACUCCUUUGCGUUUUUUGGAUUAGUGUAUGUACUACUCUUAAAGGUCAAGAAAUCAGGUUUCUUUAGAUAGAUAUAUUAAGAAAUUAUAUUUACUUAAAUAUUCAAUAAAACCACAUGUUUUUUUUGAAUAUUAUUGUUACUUGUUCAUUAAACAACAGCCACAUCAAGAAAGUGCUACAUGAUGUCUUUUACUCCUGUAAUACAGUAUUUUACAACUUCUACAACAACCAAUCUGCACUAAUAUACCAAAGACAAUGAAUAACAUCUCAAAAACUAUCUAUCUAGUGCAUCAAGUAUGACCACUGACAGAUAACAGGGCAAUGUAAGUUUCACUGUUUCUGCAUCACAGUCCAUUAUAAACGUAAAGUUUACAAAUACAUUGUCAGGUCAGGAUCAAGGCUCCUCUUGCUUUGCUUAAUUAAAUAAGCCAUUCCUGGCUAUUGGUGACUUUUAAGUCCCCAAGAGUUGCUCUAAAUGUUGCAUAAAUAAUAACUAAAAUGGCUAUUAUAAAAUGCUAUUAUUAUACAUCGAGGUCUUCUUUAUACCAUCAACAUAAAAUAUUGCAUGUAAAAACAUAGAUUUUUAAUUUUAACAACCUUUUUGAGGGAACAUACACUCCCUUUUACAAUGUCCCCAGAUCAAUGAGACACAUUUGCAAUUAAAUAGAAAUAUAACUUUAUUAUUGUAUGGAUUAAUUUCAAAUAUAUUCAAUUAUAAAUAUAUAUAAAUGAAAACAUAUUAUUUUUUAUGAUUUACUGUGUGUCCCCAAAAUUGCGUUCCACCCUGUUAGUUUAUGGUUUUUCACCUUCUGAACAAAAAAAACUUCAAUUUCCAUAAAUCCACAUUCAGGAAGUACAUCACCCUAUUUGGGAGAAUUCUGCUUUUUUUGCAAGUUUUAUGAUGUAAACUUGUGUGUCCUACACAAGGCUAUGAAGAAAUUAAACCACAUUUUUCAAAAAUAACAACCAUGCUUGAUAUCUACACUAAAGUACCAUGUAUUUGUGUAGAGCUAUCUUACUAAAGUUUGCUGUCUCACAGAGCAAUGGCUUAUUUGGUUUUAAAAUGUCCAUCCUGUUAGCUUUAAGUUUAUAUACCUAACAGGGUGGAACAUAAAAAAAUCCAUUACAAAAUGUCAGGAAAUUCAUAUAAAUGCUAAUAAUCAUUAAAUUGUCAUUUAAACUGUUCAUGUAAUUCACCAAUAUAUAUAAAAGGUAACACGUUUGAUAUAUAUAUUUAUAUUAUACAUCCAUUUAGUUGGCUUUCACUGUGCCCUACAGCAUCAAGUAUCAACCGAUCACACCCUCUAGUGUGUAAUCAGUUAAUAGUCAUUUACACAGUGUUUGGAUAGGCAGUAAUAUAUAUUGUUAUGUGUUUAAUGUCCUGUGUGUUUUUUUUAAAGUUUUUAUUGUAUUUUCUAUAGAUUAAAACUGUUGUUUGAGUUGAUGACCAAGUAUUAUUGAAACUAACUGAGAAAUUGUUAGUCAUUCCACACUGUUAGGGUACUUUAAACCCUGGAGGUAUUUUUUUAUUAAAUAACUUAAAAACUA